Messenger RNA from Aspergillus sclerotioniger CBS 115572, 4055 nucleotides. RefSeq lists its product as uncharacterized. The record is from RefSeq and is a predicted model, not a curated record. Bases 178 to 3654 code for a protein of 1158 amino acids. The transcript has 2 exons. Gene Ontology annotation, biological process: transmembrane transport. NCBI's taxonomy places the organism in Eukaryota, Fungi, Ascomycota, Eurotiomycetes, Eurotiales, Aspergillaceae.
UGUUCGGUCGCUCGUUGCAUCUGACCGCGGAGGGUCGCAUACUUGAAGCCUUAUCUGGUACCUAAGGUCCUGGCAUCAUCUGCAUCCUUCGAUACCGCUUGAACAACGUGGAUUGAAUUAAUUACGAGGGGACUGACCUCCCCGAGGAGGUCAUCCCGAUCGCACCCUACGGCCGAAAUGUCUGUACGUCGCGACGCGAGAUGGCACCGUGACUCAGGACCGGAGAUCAUCGCCCAACGAUGCGGCACUCCAGGCUUAGGAGUCGGGCAGGAUGCUCCUUAUAGUCGCUCAGGGCAACAACAGGCACGACGACGAUGGCGGCGCAAAGGUCGACCGUGGAUUGGCAGUGCUGGGUUGAUGUUCAUAGUGCUGUUGAUAUCGUGGAUACCUCCGACCUACGCUGCCUUGUUGAAUUUUGAGAACUGCUUGGAUGCCGCCGUAAUCGAAUCAAACCCACUACAGCUGCAGUUCGUCCCGUUUGAUGUGUCCGUCGUUUUCGAUCUAGAGAACUCUCUUCAUCCUCUAAACAUAUCGGUUUAUGGUAACGUCUCAGGAACUGCUAAUGGGGAGUCCUAUCCAGCCCCGGAUGAUCCCCAGUGGUCGAACCCGAACGAUACCGUAGGAAAGAUUGUGGACGUGGACAUAGCUAAUGAUAAGCGCUCAACCCUUCUGCCUUUCAUCGACGUUCUCAGUUUUUCUCCCUAUCAUGAAGCGUCGGCAUUCUGUGACUCGGUCUUUCAGGGGGCUUGUCCUCUAGGUCCCGUCUUCUACGUCAACUCGUCGGACCUGUCUGCUUUGCGCGCCUUCUCUCUUGCGCAUGAUAUGCUAUCUUCGUACCGCUUCUCGACAUUGUCAUCGAGACUUGUGAUUAAAUCUGGCGACAAAGCGGCUACGGAGCUCGGUUGUAUCUCUGUGGACAUUACCCCGGACCUUGGAAUAUCGCUGAGGAACACGUUAUCCUAUGUUCCCCUCGUGAUCCUUCUUCUGGUAGGAAUCGCUACUGUGACGGCGGCGAUCUAUAGCCCCUGGGGCACCACUGAUCCUUUCCAUUGGACUAGCAACUACGGUCGUGAUGAGGAUGUUCUGCGACUUGUGACUCCUGGUUUUGGAGACUGCCUACAGUACAUUCAGUUUGCAGUGCUAACCGGCUCCCUAACGCUUAACUAUCCUGGUUUUUACCAGCCUGUGCUUAGCCAAGUUGCUUGGUCCGUACUCAUGUUCAACCAGAGUUUCUUGGACCCUGGAAGGGAGCAAAUGCCCGUGAAAGAUGGCGUUUAUACCGUCAAUGCUACGUACGGAUUGGACAGGUUGGAUCGGUAUGUCGGCAUGCCUGCAGCGCGUGAUAUCUGGCCAGGAAUGAUGGUUUGGCUACUUGUCAUUGUGGUAGCGAUCACGCUACUGAUCCAGGUAGCUUUUGGGCUGCGGUUGCUCCAUCGUACGAUCGCCAAUAAUCCGGAAGAGGACCUUCGUUCCAAAAACAUGCCCUUUACAGUCGGGAACAUCAUCCGGAUCGUCUUCAAUUAUCUACUUCUACCGCUUGUCUCGAUAUCAUUUUUCCAGCUGGUUAUUGCUGGCGAAUCCCCCGCAUACUCUGUUGCCCUAGCAGUUGUGGUCAUGGUGAUCUUGGUAGCCUUUUCUCUCUGGACAGUCCGGCUGAUUGCAACUACUCGUCCCAAGUCCUACCUCUUCGAUGACCUUUCGACCGUGCUCCUCUACGGCCCGCUCUAUAACACUUUUUGUGAUGAUGCAGCCGCCUUCGCUUUGGUUCCAAUCUUCCUAACUUUCGUUCGUGGGAUUGCGAUUGGGGCGCUGCAGCCAUCCGGCAUUGCCCAAAUCGUGCUGCUCGCCAUUUGCGAGGUAGUGUCGAUUCUAACACUAAUCGCCUUCAAACCAUUCCCAUCGCCAACCUCGAUGAACCUCUACCAUGCAUGUUUCUCCAUCGUUCGAUUCCUAACUAUCUUGCUCAGCGUCGUUUUUGUCCCUUCCUUGAGCAUCUCCCAAGCCGCUCGAGGUUGGAUCGGCUAUACCAUCCUUUUCUUGCAUGCGCUGGUCAUGGUUUUUGGCUUCUUUCUGAACGCUUUGCAAACCCUUAUCGAGGUCAUUGCGCGACUCGCUGGUGCGGGAGGCUACGAUGGGGGGGUUACUCGAGGUGGCCUUGUUAAGGUUUUCGGUAUGCGACAGCUGUCACGGCGCGUGCCCAGACAAAGUGUCGCCACUCGUCAAAGCAUGGGCUCCGAAGCUGCGAUGCUAGCACACACAGAUGAUCGGUUAUCCUCGCAGUUUGAUGGAUCCAGACCUCGGAGUCUUUCGGGAAGCUCAGCCAUGCUUUUGAACCGAGCCGGUGCAAGUGAAGGGCGAGCUAGCGCGAUUUUCGACUCGGGGAGUGCGCACGGAGGAACGCAUAGUCGAGCGAACAGCAGCGGGUUUUUCACGCCCUCGACACCAGGAGGAUUUGCUGCUGCAGGGUAUCAAACUCCGGGAAGCAACUCUCCCAAGAGCGGCCCCGUCUUUCCUAUGCAUCCACAUGACCCUUACUACCGACCUCCUAGGCCCCGCAAGAAGGUCGUAGAUAUGGGAACUGCUGGGGAGAAGGGUAGGGCAUCACGGCACACGCAAAGGUCAGCAAGUUAUGGGGAGACAGAUGAUGAUAUCAUCGAAGGACCCUCGAUCUCUGGCAGAGGCACGCCUAUUCCCGCGUAUAUCCCCGCACCCAAAGAUGACCUCGAUCUUGACGACCCCCGGCAGUCAAGGAAGGAUUAUGCAGUCCGUGAAGUCGACUUCUACUACCGAGUACGAGGACCGCCAUUAUCUCAGUCGGGCACUCGCAAGUUGAAGACGGGCCCGGCUGAUCCCACGGGCCCCGUAUCUUCUGCCACAGGGUUUUUCCGCAGCCUUUUCAGGGGAAAGACCAAGGAGAAAGGGAAAGGCUUCGAAGUUGUGCGCAGUAGCAGAGCGCCACCGCCUGGUCUUUUUCCUGAAGGUGAAGACUUCCAUGAUGACCCUGAGCCCUACAGAGACGAACUGGACGACCAGGGCACUGCAGGGGAGACUCAUGAGGGCUCGGAAUCAGAUGCCCAAUACCACGAUUCAGAUGGGGAGGGUAACGAGAGACCUACGGAGGCGCAGAUUGUUCUGCCAAAGGUAGAAACAGGCGGCGAUAUCGAGCUCCCGAGUCGUGUGGGCUUCCAGCAUAGCUCCCAGUCGCCCUCUUCUGCUCGACAAGGUACCGGACGACAGGGCUCUAUAGGAUCCUUGGCUCCGGAAGAGCAGGAUUUGGCGCAAAAGUCCCUCUCGGCGGUAACGGAGACGGCUAUUGGGGAAUCAGCUGAGCUCAGUCAUAGGCAAGAACCAUCGGUUCAUCCUUCUAAUCAGCUUCACCCCUCAGCUUCGGUCACCAGUCGGCUCCCAUUCAGUGCCACCAGCUCACCUUCUCGAGAUCGCAAUUUCUCCAUUGCCUCGACGUCUGCUUCCACGACGUCCAGCCGUCGGGUCAAUGAUGGAAGUGCCCGGGUUGAGCGUCCGUCCAGCAUGGGCUACGUUGCGCAGUUCCGCACUCAGGAUAAUAUCCACGAAGCCAGCCCGGAUGAGCCGUCGUUUGCGGGCAGCGCCGCCGAGCUGGUGGACGAGGUGCACCAUGCCGGGGAGGCACGCUGAAGAUGACGAAUUUCUUUUCCUAUCUGUGUCAUCCUCAAAAACAAUUUUGUGCAGGAGUUUGUGAUAUAUGGGUUGGAUUUCCGUUACAUAUGCAAUCGGAUCCUGCAGCAUUCUGCUGGCCAGCGUGUCUCAAUUUUCCGUUUUCUCUCUUCUUAUAUUUAUCUUUGUCUCCUAUCCAGCUCUCCUGUCCCAAUCUCCUUGCUCAUGCAUUGUGGCCGAGGUCACCGUAUCCGCCCAGCCCGGGUCGGGACCGGCCGUUUAUUAUUAUUAUUCUUUUUUUCUUCGCAAUCCCAGCGUCGCAUUUUGUAUAGGUUGGCGGUUUCUUUUCAUGUAUGGAAUAUUAGGCAAUAGUUCUAUUUAACUAUAAUGGGUGGGCCUUGGAGGCCAGGAGUGUGCGACAA